Salmo salar (Atlantic salmon) is the source of this 1017-nucleotide messenger RNA. NCBI's taxonomy places the organism in Eukaryota, Metazoa, Chordata, Actinopteri, Salmoniformes, Salmonidae. The record is from RefSeq and is a predicted model, not a curated record.
ACUUUAUAAAAUACAAAACAACUUUAUUUGUCCAACUGCUACUGUAUCUCUGGGUUUAACUGAGUGCUCACAAGUGAACCCAUGUGUGACUAUGGCUAGCAGAAGACAGAGAGAUAACGCAGAAUGCUAUUCUUGAACUUCCCCAAACAACAAUCUUGAUUUGAAUGUGUUGUGUUUGUUAACCUAUCUGAGGUAUAUCUGGUGAGGUUGAGGGUCUUCUGAGAAAUACAGAGGAAGACCUUCCUUGAUAUUCAAUCUCUAAUGUUGCCCCCACAGCACACCCUGUUUCUUUGACUUCCAAUUCAAUGUAUUGUCUUUUAAUAUGACCUUCUGCUGAUGUCCUUUAUCUCUAUCAUGGCCAUACCCACUCCUAUCCAUCUCUCCUUAACCGUCCAUCCCUCUCUCCAUGGAGUCUGGCGGGUGUGUCUCGGAGUGUCACCCUGGUGGUGGCCUACAUCAUGACGGUGACAGGGCUGGGCUGGCAGGAGGCUUUGGCUGCUGUGAGGGUGGCUCGGCCCUGUGCUGGGCCCAACCUGGGCUUCCAGCGCCAGCUCCAGGAGUUUGAGACCAAUCACGCUGACCAGUUCGGGGAGUGGCUUUGGCAAUUAUACAAAGAGAGGCCCUUCAACGACGAGGAUGACAUCCGCAUCCUGUUGGCCAAGAGUUUCAAACCCAAUGGGAUGGAGGUGAAUGUUGAGCCGUCCACCCCUCCAGGAUUGCAGGGUACCUGAGAUCCCUUAUCCAGGUCUGAAGGCUUGCACUGUGGGAUGAUACCACUCUGGCCCCUAAAGGGUGGGUGGGGGGGGGGGGUUCUUUCUCUGUCAGUACGCUGUUAGACCAGUCGCUCUGUUGUUGUCCCUCUACUGGAGAAGACUGGGGGAGGAUGGGCCGAUGGAUGCACCAUUUAGAGAAUGUUUAUUGAUGUUUCAUUAUGGCUAAAACCACUGGUUUUAUUACCCCUAAUGUAUGUACAGUAUUUAGUUAUAUAUGGCACGCUCAGCAUUAAUAAAAGGAUUA